Molecule: messenger RNA, 1955 nt
Organism: Prorocentrum cordatum
Lineage: Eukaryota; Dinophyceae; Prorocentrales; Prorocentraceae
Source: the annotation of a GenBank genome assembly
GCCAGCUUCAGCGGUCUUCGUUAUGAGAACAUUACGACGUCGAAGGUCCGUGCCCGUAACCAUUUGUUGGCUCAAGCCUUUUCAGCUUCUGCUGUGCAGCUGGGCGGCUUAUCACAACCCGCAGUCCGUUCCUACCGCGCGCCGCGCCGUCAAUCGCCACCGUUCCGUGCUCUCUCCCGCGAUGGCAGAGAAGCGCGUGGACCCUGAGGACGGCAUUGCGUACACUUGGGACGAGCUGAGUCAGUUCUACAAGGGGAAGUAUAAGAAGAAGGAGGUCGAGGCCUACUGGGAGACCUGCAAGCCCGCAAUGAGGGCGAAGAAGGCCAAGGCCAAGGCCGAGGCCGAGCCGAAGGCCAAGACCAAGGCGAAGGCGAAGGCCAAGGCCUCUGCGAAGGAGGCCGAGCCAAAGGCCAAAGCCAAGGCAAAGGUGAAGGCCAAGGCCACGGCGGAGCCGAAGUACAAGGUCAAGGCCAAGCCCAAGGAGAGCAAGCCCCCUGCGAGCUUCAAGGUCUGCGUCUGCGGCGGCUGCGGAGGGAUUGGGCAGCCACUGGCAAUGCUGAUGGCGAUGGACAGGAACGUGGGGGAGCUCUGUAUCUACGACCUGAACAUCUCCCCGAUGCCGCCAGCCGGCGUGGCGCAGGAUCUGGUGCACUUGGAGAGGAAGUGCACCGUGAAGGGAUACAUCGGGGAAGUCGGCCAGCCCCCAGUCAAGUUCAUGGAGGAGGCCCUCACCGGGUGCAAUCUGGUGCUCAUCCCUGCAGGCUUGCCGCGCAAGCCGGGGCAGACCCGCGACGACCUCUUCAAGGUGAACGCGGACAUCGCGAAGGGCAUUGUGGAGGCCUGCGCCAAGUACUGCCCCGAAGCCGUCUUGGCGAUGAUUGUCAACCCCGUCAACUCCAUCGUGCCCGCCAUGGCGGAGCUCUACAAGAAGAAGGGCCUGGACCCCAUGAAGAUCAUUGGCGUCACGACGCUGGACGUCGUGCGCGCCAACAAGUUUGUGGGCGAGGAGACAGGCAAGAACCCGAACUUCAUCAGCGUGCCGGUCAUCGGUGGCCACGCUGGCACGACCAUCCUGCCUUUGUUUUCGCAGGAUAAGGCGGGGAAGUUGCUGCCAGCCGAGAAGGUGCCAGACAUGGACAAGCACGUGCAGGACGCCGGUACCGACGUCGUGAACGCGAAGAACGGGAAGGGCAGCGCCACGCUCUCCAUGGCGUACGCGGGGGCCCGGUUCGGCUCCGCGAUCCUCUCGGGCCUCUCCGGGAGGAAGCGUACGGAGUGCGCUUAUUGUGCCUCCACCGUCACGGACAUCCCCUACUUCGCUCAGAAGGUGGUGCUCGGCCCCAAGGGCAUCGAGAAGGUGCUUCCGCUCGGGGAGCUCAACGAGCACGAGACGAAGCGCCUGGCAGAGGUGAAAGAGCAGCUGAAGGGCGAGGUCGAGACCGGGCUGAAAUACGCCGAGGCAAACUCCCUGGAGUGAGCCUCGCGUGGCGUGAGCCCCGGGCGGGAUCAGCCCCUCCCGCACGCGCGCGGCCGGACGUGCCAAGGCACAGCGGCGCGCGUGCUCCGUCGCCUCCUUGUAGGCGUACACUGACGACAAGGGUGCAGCCCAGAAUCCCGGCUCUGCCGCGCGCCCCGCGCGUGAGCGGCAGUCAGGCCUCGUGCGCAGCCUGCGACCGCGAGGCCGCGACGCCGCGCGCCCGCGCGCGCCCGAGGGCCCGUGCGGGCGGCAGGUGCUCCGGCAGGAGGGAGGUGGAGUCCAGUAAUUGGGUAUGCCCUUUUUCGCAUUUUUGUUUCAAUAUUGGCAGUGUUGGCGACACGUGCUGCGCAUGCUGUGCGUAUACCAUUGCUUCUCGCCGUCGCAUUUAAAUGCAACUACGCACGCCAUUGGCGGGCGACGCAAGGAUCAAUCAUUGGAAGAUGAGGGUGAAUCGAGGUGAAGAAACACAGAGCGAGAA